CUCAUCCCUCCCUCUUUUUCUUCCCCGUCGCUAGUGGUGGAUGACGACGAUAGUGGAGUCUUCACCGCGGGGGCCAUCGUCACCGUCACCGUCAACCUCCGGCGCCGCACCAUGGGGGAGGUGUACGAACAGAGCCUGCAGGAGGGUGAGCAGACCAGGGUGGAGGGUGUGCAGGAGAAGGAAGAGGAACCUGGUGCUGUUGUUGCUGCCAAAAAGUCUGGAUGGAAGCCCAAGACCCAGCCCAAGAAGGGAGGCAAGUCCAAGGCCAAGGCUCAGCCCCAGAAGAAGAAGCAGCAGCAACAGCAGCAACAACCACAACCACAGCCGCCCACCAAGAAAGAAGAAGAGGGUCAAGAGAAGAGUAAGAAACAUAAUCAUAAAAUUGCAGGUAGCGGGCAGCAGGUGGAGCGGGUGGAGAACGUGGUGGAGGAGAAGGGCGAGCAGACGGAUGAGGAUGAGUCUGCCUCACAUUCGGAUGAGUCACAGGCAGAGGAGGCGGAUACGGAGUCCCACAAGGAAGAGAAGGUAAGGGCCGAGGCUUGUGGGUUUGUGGUGUUGAAACUCUUAUAAUACAACAGUUAACCCUUAAUCGGCGGCAGUAUUUGAAGAGUAGCUCCCCCAAAAUGAAUGGUCUGUAUAUUGCCAGAAAGUAGCAUACGUCCCUUGUCACUAUUUUCAGACACGUUUACCUCACGUCAGUUUUUUUCAAAGGCGUCUAAGAAUACUGGCCGUGUCUUCUUCUUUUUCUUCUUCUUCCUCUUCUUCUUUCUCCUCUUUUUCCUCCUUUCUUCUUAGGACCGUAGCAUAAAUAUAGUUACACUGCAUAAUAGAUGUUUUAACUAUCGUCUAUACAAUCGGCCCUCAAAUAGUACGCAACGUAACUCAUACCAAAACGUAACUUCUCCUAAAUCUGAAUUCUUCUCCAAGGUGAAUACCUUUCUUGAAUGCUUUGGGGUGCUUAAGCAGGUGUUUUGGCUUGUCUCUUGGGUCCCAUGUUCAUGUUAUCUUGUAAUGGAGAAGCGUAGCUAAGGUUGUGCACACACACGGACUGAGGGAAAGCACAUAGGUUUCAGUCUGGCAGAACAGUGUUCCUGGAUGUUAUGGACACACAUGGACUGAGGAGAUGCGCAUGGAUGGCAGUCUGGUAGAACAGUGUUGCCACUCACGCCAUGGCUACUUGGUGCAACGAGCGGAAAAUUUAAAAAUCCUAAAAAAAUCUUCUAUGACAAUCUGUACAAAACCGAAACCGUACUAUUGGAAACUGUUCUAUUUGAGGGACAGCUGUAUAUAUAUUCUACCGCAAUCUGGAAGUGUUGUUAUAUUUCUACUAUGCAAAACUGACUGACUGAAUUUUGGACCGUUUAUACAUAGUUUCACUGCCUCUGAGGGUUAAUAUGAUGGCUAGUAAUGGAUGAUAAGAUUGUACUGUUUUCUCUCGUGUGGGGUGGUAUAUAUAUAUGCAAUACACUGGCUAUGCAUCUCUUUGUUC
Eriocheir sinensis (Chinese mitten crab) is the source of this 1489-nucleotide messenger RNA. RefSeq names its product ABC transporter F family member 4-like. The coding region runs from base 112 to 570 and encodes 152 amino acids. The transcript has 3 exons. The record is from RefSeq and is a predicted model, not a curated record. Lineage: Eukaryota; Metazoa; Arthropoda; Malacostraca; Decapoda; Varunidae.